AUGGAGGUCCCAGGUCUGGCGCACAACCUCAGCAGCCCGCUAAGUCCGUGCGAGGGCAUGAUCAAGGACCUCAGCUUGGAUUCCAUUCAGCUCUGCGAACGAGACGGGAAGUCCCAGGACGGCAGUAUCUCGGAGAUGGAGGAGCUCCCCGUCCCACAGAGCAUCAGGAUCAGCAACAUCACCUGCGACUCCUUCAAGAUCUGCUGGGACAUGGAGGCCCGCAGCAAAGAGCGCAUCACACACUACUUCAUCGACCUGAACAAGAAGGAAAACAAGAACUCCAACAAGUUUAAACACAAGGAUGUCCCGACCAAGCUGGUGGCCAAAGCCGUGCCCCUGCCCAUGACGGUGAGGGGCCACUGGUUCCUGAGCCCCCGCACAGAGUACACCGUGGCCGUGCAGACCGCGUCCAAGCAAACAGACGGAGACUACGCCGUGUCCGAGUGGAGCGAGAUCAUCGAGUUCUGCACUGCCGACUAUUCUACAGUGCACCUAAACCAGCUCCUGGAGAAAGCAGAGGUCAUCGCAGGACGCCUGCUGCCGUUCUCAGUCUUUUACAGAAACCACAACAAAGAAUACUUUGACCAGUGCAGAGACGAGCAUGAGAACCGCAUGCUGCCAUCAGUGAAGGACAACAGUGGCAGCCAUGGCUCUCCCAUCAGCGGCAAACUGGAGGGCAUCUUCUUCUGCUGUAAUACAGAGUUCAACACGGGCAAACCCCCGCAGGACUCCCCCUACGGCCGACAGCGCUUUGAGGUGCAGGCGGACGCCCUGUUCAACCCCGACACCAACCUGUACUUUGGGGACCUUUACUGCAUGUACACGGCCUACCACUACGUCAUCCUGGUGCUGGCCCCCAAAGGAUCCCCAGGGGACGACUUCUGUAAGGAGAGGCUCCCGGCUCUGGAUCUCACCAACAACCGCUUCCUGACGUGCAAACAGAGCGAGGCGGGGGACGGCCGGCUGGUGUUCCACCACGCUCAGGACGUCAUCCUGGAGGUCAUCUUCACGGAGCCUGUGGAGCUGUCGCAGGGGAAAGUGUCGGAGAUCAGCGGGCAUCAGCUCAUGAGCCUGUCCACAGUGAACGCCAAGAAGGACCCCAGCUGUAAGACGUGCAACAUCAGCGUGGGCCGCUAA
Knipowitschia caucasica is the source of this 1137-nucleotide messenger RNA. The record is from the annotation of a GenBank genome assembly. Lineage: Eukaryota; Metazoa; Chordata; Actinopteri; Gobiiformes; Gobiidae.